Messenger RNA from Tachyglossus aculeatus (Australian echidna), 5070 nucleotides. RefSeq names its product transcription initiation factor TFIID subunit 1-like. Lineage: Eukaryota; Metazoa; Chordata; Mammalia; Monotremata; Tachyglossidae. Bases 1 to 5070 code for a protein of 1689 amino acids. Gene Ontology annotation, biological process: RNA polymerase II preinitiation complex assembly; transcription by RNA polymerase II. The record is from RefSeq and is a predicted model, not a curated record. The transcript is spliced from 26 exons. Gene Ontology annotation, cellular component: transcription factor TFIID complex. Gene Ontology annotation, molecular function: RNA polymerase II general transcription initiation factor binding; histone acetyltransferase activity; TBP-class protein binding.
AUGGGGUUGCUGAAGCCUUCAUGUCGCUCAGAGAGUGAUGAUGAAGACUAUGAUGCAGACUCUGAUGAGCAAGUUGAUUCCAAACAGAGGUUGCAACCACCUGCGAAGGCACCAAUGAAGAAUGACUACCAGGACCCUACAACUCAUGAAAACACGGCCUUCAUCAAACCUACGGGCUUGGAGUUGGAGAGGAAGUCUGCCUCCUUGGCUUCUGGCGGACCCACAGGAGACCAACCGGACAGGACAACGCAGCCCCAGGCCCCCGAGCAACACCUAAGUGCCAAGGAGCUUUUUCCCGAAUUUCAGCCGGGCAAGGUGUUGCGUUUCCUUCGUCUCUUUGAGACAAAUGCCAACUCCUACUGGCAGAGGGCAGGGAGGAAGGGGAAGACCCAGCCCCAGAAGAAAGCACAGAGCCAGGAAGGGGUGAAACGUUGUGAUGCUGAGGCCAAGUCUCCGUGGGAAACUCCACGUGCACCUCCUCCCCCACCAGAAGAGUGUCUCUCAGAUGAUGAGCUGAAGAUGAUGGCACCACUGGAAACCAACCAAUCGACUGCAGAAAAAGUGGCUCCCACAAAGAUCAAGGUGGCUGAGUGGCGCUAUGGACCAGCCUGUCUGUGGUAUGACAAGAUGGCAGUCCCGGAAGAUGGCAGUGGCUUUGACUAUGGCUUCAAAUUGAAAAAUCCAGAGGAUGAUCUAGGAGUGAAGACAGACCGGGUGGAGAAGGUGAGCAAUUGGGCAGCAAAGGAAGCAGUUGGCUUGUUGUCCCCUGAGAACUUCCUGAUGGUAACCCAGCAGCAUUGGGAGGAUGAAGUCAUCUGGGAUAUCAAGGAUGUCAAAGAUAAAGAGCCGAAUCCACAACGUGUGAGACAGGCGGGCUGGAUUCCCUACAACAGCAGGUCCAUGGGGAAAGCGUGCCCGACCACGAAAGCCACCCCAAGCAACAACAAGCCCUGGAAUUCCAUUUUCCCCAUUGAAAAUGAGGAGCUGGUGUAUGAGCGCUGGGAAGAAAACAUCAUCUGGGAUGCCCAGGCUAUGACCAGACUCAUGGAGCCUCCAGUUCUGAGCCUCGACCUCAACGAUGAAGACCUCCUUUUUGAAAUUCCAGAAUCACCUGAAGACAAAGAGACACCAUCCAUUUCCUCCAAGAACAAGGUGGAAUCUUCCCAGAAGAGGCAAAUCCCAGGGAUCAAGGUGAUAAGCCCUGAAAAAAAAAAUCAUAAAAAAUAUCUCUUUGUAUUUGGUCACCAGAAAGUAUCCCUGAAGGACCCCUGGAACCUGUCCAAUGAUGAGUUUUACUAUCCCACAAAAGAGGAUUUACGAGGGACACUGAAGGGGAUCAUCCAGCACGCAAUCCCAGCCAUGGAACUGCAGCUGCCCUUCUUCCCCACCUACAUGGGCCCCACCAAACUCCGGCAAUUCCAUCGUCCUCCUCUGAAGAAGUACAUCUCCGGGCCCCUGUCCAAACCAGGACCGCACCCCAUCCGGUCCCUGCUGAGUCACAUCCAGAAGAAAGCCCAGAUGAGAGAGCAGGAGAGGCAGGCCUCGGGAGGCGGGGAGAUGUUCUUUAUGCGCACGGCCCAGGACCUCACCGGUAAAGAUGGAGAUCUGGUUCUUGCCGAAUACAGCGAGGAGUAUCCACCAUUAAUGAUGCAGGUCGGCAUGGCAACCAAGAUAAAGAACUACUACAAACGGAAACUCGGAAAGGAUUCUGGAGCACCAGCCUGUGAGUACGGAGAAACUGUUUACUGCCACACGUCUCCUUUCCUGGGUUCUCUCCAACCUGGCCAGCUGCUGCAGGCUUUCGAAAACAACCUCUUCCGAGCCCCGAUCUAUAACCACAGGAUGCCGGAGACUGAUUUCCUGGUCAUCCGGAAACGGCAGGGCUACUACAUCCGAGAAGUGAAGGACAUCUUUGUGGUUGGCCAGGAAUGUCCCCUGAUUGAAGUCCCGGCCCCUAAGUCCAAAGGAGCUGCUACUCACAUUCGGGACUUUCUGCAGGUUUUUAUUUACCGCUUGUUCGGGAAGAGUAGAGACCGGCCGCCACGGAUCCAGAUGGAGGAUAUCAAGAAAGCUUUCCCUUUCCAUGCGGAGAGCAGCAUCCGGAAGAGGCUGAAUGUCUGUGCCGACUUCCAGCGCACAGGAAUGGUCUCAAACUGGUGGGUCCUCAAGCCCAACUUCCGCUUACCUACCGAGGAGGAGUUACGAGCCAUGGUGUCUCCAGAGCAGUGCUGUGCCUAUUAUAGCAUGAUUGCCGCUGAGCAGAGGCUGAAGGAUGCUGGUUAUGGGGAGAAGUCCUUCUUGGCCCCAGAUGAAGAGAAUGAAGAAGGCUUCCAGAGUAAGAUCGAUGAUGAGGUGCUCACAGCUCCUUGGAACACCACCCGGGCCUUCCUCUCUGCCCUGAAGGGAAAGUGCCUCCUCGAUGUGACUGGUGUGGCGGAUCCCACAGGCUGUGGGGAGGGAUUCUCUUAUGUGAAGAUCCCAUUCAAACCCCCCCCAAAGGAUGACAAGGAUUCCCAGGCAGUGAGAAAGACCAUCAUGGGCACAGAUGCUGACCUCCGUCGUCUCUCUCUUAAGAAGGCCAAGCAGCUUCUCCGCACAUUUGGUGUGGCUGAGGAAGAGAUCAAGCAGCUGUCCCGCUGGGAGGUGAUUGACGUGGUGCGCAGAAUAUCCACAGAACAGGCCCGUUCAGGGAUGGACAUCAUGAGUAAGUUUGCCCGAGGACUGAGGGGCUCUGUGGCCGAGACUCAGGAGCGCUACAAGAUGGAAUGUCAGAGGAUCUUCGACCUCCAGAACAAGAUUUUGGCAUCCACGGAGGUCUUAUCGACAGACUCUGACAACAGCUCCUCUGAUGAGGACCACAUACUAGAGGAGAUGGGGAAGAACAUAGAGGACCUUCUCGAGAACAAAAAAACCCCCUCCCAGCUGCAUCAUUAUAGGGAAGAACAGGAGCGGAAGCUGCUUCAGAAGAUGUUUCUGGGGGAAGGUGGUGGUAACAAGGGAAAGGACAAGAAGACCGAACAAACUCCGACAUCCAAGAACUCUGUCAAGAAUGGCCAGACCCGUGGGCCCAGUUCCACCCCAUCCACGUCAGGCCGGCGCUUCCUCAAAAUCUACCGCACGUUUAAAGAUGAUGAUGGCAAGGAGUAUGUCCGCUGUGAAACUGUCUGUAACCCAGCUGUCAUUGAGGCUUACAGCCAGAUCCGGACCACCAUGGAUGAGGAGUCCAUCCGCAGUAUUGCCCUGUCUGAUCGGAAGUACCACUUGGAGUUGCGGAAAGAGCGACGCAGGAUCCAGGACCAGCUGAGGCGGCUCAGGCGGAGCCAGGAGAAAGCAAAGCUCCAGGGCCCACCUGAACAAAAGGCCAAGUGCAAGAUAAAGACCCUUCCUGACCUGAAGCUGAAAUGUGGGGCUUGCGGUGCAGCUGGACACAUGAGGACAAACAAGGUCUGUCCUCUUUAUAACCCAACCCACACCCUCCCCUCCACCUCUGUCGCCAUGACAGAGGAGCAGGAGACAGCAUUGGAGAAGGUGACCUAUGACAGCAAUGCAGAAGUCAUUAAGAUGGAGGGGACCAAGAUUGUGUUUAAUAAGCAACUGUUUGAAAGGGCUGAAGAAAUACGCCGGAAGAGCCUGGUCCUGAAGUUCCCCAAAGUGUGUCUCCCUCCCAACAAGAAGCGGCGAGUUGAAGCAGAUGUCCACUGUGGCUCCAUUUCUGCUCCUAAGGAAAUGCUGGGAAACAGGAGCCUUGUGGAUGCAGAAAGAAAGUACGGGUGGCCACAGCAAAAGCUCCACUGGCAGGAGCGGCAGCAGAAGUUGCGACAGCAGCGGCUGCAGAAGUCCCAGGAGCCACAGAGGCAGCCACAGCAGCAGCAGGCACAACAGCAACCACAGCAGCUGCAGGAGCGACAGCCACAGAAGCUGCGGCUGCAGCAGCCACAGCAGCAGCCCCAGAAGAUGCAGCAGCAGCCACAACAGCAACCACAGAAGCUGCAGCUGCAGCAGCCCCAGAAGAUGCAGCAGCAGCAGCCACAACAGCAACCACAGCAGCUGCAGGAGCGACAGCCACAGAAGCUGCAGCUGCCACAGCAGUCGCAGAAGCUGCAGCAGCAGCAGUCACAAAAGCUACAGCAGCAGCAGUCACAGAAGCUGCAGCAGCAACUCCAGUGGCAGCUGCAGCAGCAGCAACUCCAAUGGCCACUGCAGCAGUCGCAAAAACUACAGCAGCAGUCACAGAAGCUGCAGCAGCAACUCCAGCGGCAGCUGCUGCAGGCACAAAAGCUGCAGCAGCCACAGCAGCAGCCACAGCAGCAACAGUCACAGAAGCUGCAGCAGCCACAGUGGCAGCCACAGCAGCAACAGUCACAGAAGCUGCAACGGCAGCCACAUCAGCAGCAGUCGCAGAAGCUGCAGCAGCAACUCCAGUGGCAGCUGCAGCAGCAGCAACUCCAAUGGCCACUGCAGCAGUCGCAAAAACUACAGCAGCAGUCACAGAAGCUGCAGCAGCAACUCCAGCGGCAGCAGUCGCAGAAGCUGCAGCAGCAACUCCAGCGGCAGCUGCUGCAGGCACAAAAGCUGCAGCAGCCACAGCAGCAGCCACAGCAGCAACAGUCACAGAAGCUGCAGCAGCCACAGUGGCAGCCACAGCAGCAACAGUCACAGAAGCUGCAACGGCAGCCACAUCAGCAGCAGUCGCAGAAGCUGCAGCAGCAGCAGGCCCAGCAACAACCAGAGCAGCAGCAAUCACAAAAGCUGCAGCAGCCACAGCGGCAGCAGAAGUCCCAGGAGCAGCAAUGUCAGCCCCAGCGGCAGCAGUGGCAGAAGCUGCAGCAGCAGCAACCCCUGGGGAGACCCCAGCAGCUGCAGCAGAAACCUCAGGGACCGCAGCAAUGGCAGCCUCAGUGGCGACCACAAAAGCAACAGCAGCCCCAGCCUCAGCCCCAGCAGCAGAAGCCGCAGCAGCUACAGCAGCAGCGGCAGAAGCCCCAGCAGCGGCCCCAGCAGCAGCGGCAGCCGCUUAGUGUCCUGUAUGAGGAUCUGCUCCUGUCAGAUGACAAUGAUGAAGAGUGGUGA